AUGUUGCCCCAUGAGCUUACCAAUCAUGUGUUCCUGCAACACAUGAUGGCGUCUCUUGAUGCCCUUGCCCAUGACGCCAAGCAACGGUCAUUUUUCCAUCAGGUCGAGAGCUCGCGUCAGUUUCGCAGAGUCGUUCCCAUCGUUACAGAAACUAACUGGCUUGCCUCCAUGAUCUUCGGCAUCGGGCUGAUGUCGUUUCACUUCCAAACAGCUCGAAUAAUGCAGCCCGAAUCCAACAACCCCGAUCCCUUCAAAGCGCUACUCGUCCUGCGUUACUCGGCUCCGUUGGCAAAAGCAAUCGGACCAUGGUUUAUGAAUAGUAUGCUUCCGUCCAUGAUCCGCCGCAAUAAUGAAGCUUCAUUACCCCUUGAUGAGAGAGACGACAUGGCCAUUCUCAACCUCCAUACGCUUCUAGAUGGGGAUAUUCUUAGUUUGUCGACCAACGCGCACGCCGUAUGCGAGCAUGCUAUUCAUGCUUUGUACCAAUGGCUGUUUGUCACUUCUGGGCGGCCUCGGACAUGGCGCGACUUCAUCGAGUGGCCAGCAGCUAUUAGCGAUGAGUUUCUAGUUCUCGCGCAACAACAGAAGCAUCCGGCCGCUGUGAUUAUCCUCAUACACUGGUGUGCCGUGAUGAGCAACGCGCCUAAGACUUGGUUUAUGGGCGGUUGGGCUGUCGCGGCAGCGUUACAGGCCAUGUCGUGGCUGGACGAGUCUUGGAGACAGAGCCCUGGAAUGGUCUGGGCAAGGGAAAAUCUAGAUCAAACCUACAAAUCAGUGUAUAAUGCCACAUCAUACUCGUUCAGUAGCGAUAUCCCCCACCCCACGGAGCAAAUUGAUCACCCUUCUCGCUUCGCCCUCGAGCUCUUUGCACAGAAGUUCCAAGCGGCGAGACUCUUCGGAUCGAGAACACCGUCUCUGAUCCGCCGCCAGAGCCUCCAAAAGGCGUAUGAAUGGCUGGACAAGCUCGAGGUCGGUUUGCGCAUCCGGCGAAAGAGGAUUCUGGGACACAUGUACAAGGAGGCUGGAAGCCGCAGCAAAGAGUGGAUGAAUAAGAAUCCUGCAGCAGGUCAGAAAAUCAAAGCCCAAUGUCGUUAA
Molecule: messenger RNA, 1095 nt
Organism: Clonostachys rhizophaga
Lineage: Eukaryota; Fungi; Ascomycota; Sordariomycetes; Hypocreales; Bionectriaceae
Source: the annotation of a GenBank genome assembly